AUGGCGAUCGGACAGGUUCAUCUUGAGCAAGAGAAGGCAACACUCGCAAAGGCCGAAGCUCACCUUCAUCAGAGCAAGGCCAAAGUCGCGACAAAGGAACUCGAAGCAGUCAAAGAGCAGGUCAAACAUCACAAAGAGGCUUUGGAGAAGUUGGUGAAAGAGGAGUCGCGUAUCGCGGCAACCAUCAACAUCCAGAACAACAUCCAGACUCAAACGAACAUCUACAUCAAUUCUCUUCGCAUCGAGCAUAGUGAACGCCAAGAUCAAGAUGUUCGACGUCAUACGCCAGUUCCGGCGCCGCAAGAGCCCGCUCCGACGAUCCCACACUAUCCCAACUACGUGACCAGUGGCCGCCAGACUGCAACCUCCGUAGCCCGCCCAUCUCUACCUCGUUACCGCAAACAGUGCAAAUUUGGAAUGCAAUGCGGCUGGGAUGCAUAUGGUUUCGUUCAUCCUGAACAGGAGAUCUUCUACAAAGACGACAUUCAAAUACUGAAGUAUUCCAACUGGGCGAAGGCUAGACAGCGACAACCAGCUCAAGCGUACUUGUACACGAUUGCGACAACAGAGCGUGAACAGGGUUUGGAUACGGAUGCUUUCGAGAUGUCUUUUCAUGGCAUACAAGUACUAUGA
Messenger RNA from Pyrenophora tritici-repentis Pt-1C-BFP, 633 nucleotides. RefSeq lists its product as uncharacterized. The record is from RefSeq and is a predicted model, not a curated record. NCBI's taxonomy places the organism in Eukaryota, Fungi, Ascomycota, Dothideomycetes, Pleosporales, Pleosporaceae.